AUUGUACUACACGUGCAAGUGAUAAAAAUUAUCACGAACUAUGGAUGAGACUGUUUUUAUUGCUGCACAAAGCACAUCAACUGUUUAAAAACCGCAGAGAGUCUCAUGGUGCCUCAGUUAGUAAACAAAUAUUCGCAGUUAUAGAAAACCUUAGUUUCCUCUUCCUGUUAUCUGUGUCUUUAAACCGGGCUUAUCAGUACAUUUAUACUAGAUAAAGUUCAUUAUCAGGGAGGCUAUAAAUAUGGUUAAAAGUAAAACAAUAGAUUUAGUAUCGAGAGAACGUUCGUGCGAUUUGUAUUUCGUCAAAGUUUUAAGCUUUAGGCUUGGUAAAGAAUACGAUUUUUCGUUUACAACAAAUGGGUGAUGCAGUGAUAGUUGAUUGUGCCGUUCGGUGUGUACAUUUCGAGAGGAAAAUUGUAAAGUUGGAUGAACUAAUCCACACCUACUUCAAACAUCCCCAACACCUAAUUACGUUGCUCAGCGCCCUUCGCCUUUGCGAACACGACCACAGCUUCGUUCCCCCAUGGUAGUCAAAAUUUAGGCGAAUUGUGUUCCCGGCGCUCAAAUUGAUGGCCAAAAAGCGAUGAAAGUGGAAUUCUAAAGAUUGCAAAACAUUUUUUAUCGAUCGUGUCGAAGUUUUCGUGGUCAAAAUGCCUAUUUUAGCGUUACAGAGAUCGUACAAGUACAUGAUGUACGCCACUAAGCAGCCGACGUUAAGGAUCAAGCAUGCCGAUCUGAAGUGUAAGAAUGGAUGCGGAUUCUUUGGAAACGCGGAAUGGGACGGUUACUGCUCCAAGUGCUACCGCGAUUCAAUGCAAAAAGAGCGGGAAAAAAGUACAAUCGUGCUCGGUAGACCAGAACAGAGCAAGUCGCGGAUUCCGGGUUUUUCCAAAUUCGAAGAGAAGAAGCGGCAACAAAUCGAUAAAAAAAAUAAAUACCUAAAAAAUCUAACGCCAGUGUUUCGAAAGUCGUCCAGUGCCAAAGACACGCCGAGACACCACGAAUUCCACCACGCCAACCCCGAGAUCGAGAAGCUGACGGCCGAAUUUAUAUCAAAAUAUGGAGUAUGCGGCGAGCACGUACGCAAGGACUUCACGAAAUGCGUAACCACGGCCUAUACGAAAACGCGGGCCUUGCUCGACAGCAAACCGAUCGAGGAGGUGGCGGAAUUAGCGCAACAGUAUUACAAUAUGUAUUUAACCCGAUUAAAUACGAAUAGUGUAUAUAAGGAGAUCAAUGGGGAGAUCAGGUGCCAAAUACUGGACUUUUUUGAGAAAUUCGUAAUGGUCGAAUUAUACAGUGCGCUUUUUUGUCCAACUUGUACGCACGACGAAGAGGAAGAUUUGCGUAUUCAGGAACGAAUUCGUAAGUUAAGUUGGGUGACAGCCCACCACUUGGGCUGUUGUAUUAGUGAAACGAGUAUGGAAGUCCGUGACCUUGUCUACACUGCCAUUACGGAUUUGUUAGGUAUCGAUUCGGUUAAAGCCCCACAAGACAAAUUGUCAUGUGUGGUGCGUUGCUGCAGAAGUGUUAUGGAAGUUUUGCAACACUGCCAAGGCGGUCCAGUCAGUGCCGAUGAGUUUCUACCCGCUUUAAUAUUCAUAGUAUUAAAAGGAAAUCCCGCGCGGCUAAAAAGCAAUAUCCACUAUGUCACUCGUUUUUGCAACGAUAGCCGUUUAAUGCAAGGGGAAGCGGGAUACUACUUCACCAAUUUGUGUUGCGCUGUUUCUUUCAUCGAAAAUUUAACUGCCGAAUCUCUUAAUAUGCCCGAGGACGAGUUCACAGCAUACAUGACCGGCGCCAUCACACCAGUUAGUGCUUGGGAAUCCGCUUUGGUCGCGUGCGAAAGCAUGCACCAAUUACGUGAACACCUAGCAUGCCUUAAAGGACUCUCAGAACGUACCGAUGCCGUUCAAAAGGGGACAGUCGAGCUCAAAAGCAACAUCGAAAAAUUCAAAGAAGAAAUCACAAAGUCAAUUACUUCUAUAAUAAAGAAGACUCCUCUAAUAAUUAGGCCACGAAAAACGCCGAUUUCUAUCGAUCGACAAGACUCGAUCACAGACAACCUUCCAUCACCUAUUGCUCCAAUCAUCGUAACAAAUGAAGGGGUCGCCGACACGAGUUUGCCCAACUUCUACAUGCAAAAUUUGCAACUACUCCCACUGGAUUUAACGGCUGACGCGAAAACCAAUCUAAAACUAGACAUAACUCCCUGCUCACAACCAGCCGAAACGCUACAGCCCGGUGAGUUUUCAUUUGAUAAUCGCAGCCUGUGUGGUUUGACGCCGGAUGAUGGGCGCAGUAGCUUGCUAGAACUCGCUAACGUUAAUUACGAUAUUGACUUCUCCGAUUUAAGUGCUGAGAAUAGUGUGACUGAGGAGCUAACGCCCGAUAAGAAUAGAUCAUCCAGUUUUACGCCUGAUCCCUUUAGCCCUGUGGGUAGUUCAUGUAACAUUUCGCAAACGCCACUAAUACCUUCCGCCGCUUUACCGGACGCUUCAUCAAAUCAAAGUAAUGAAUUUGUGUUACCGUUCGCAGACGACGAAACCGAAGCUAGCAAGACGAUAUUAGACAAAGAUGAAAUUGAAACUUUGGCACAUUUACCGGUACCGUUAAUGCCGACCACUUCCAAAUAUUCAGGAUUUUCGAAACAAGGUUCGCAGAUUCCCAGUAUUCCGUGUAAUACCGGCGAUCUCAGUUUACAACCGGUACCUAAUGUAGAUACGGAAAAUAAAGUGUUAAGUUCUGAUGUAUGUUAAUUUUGGGUUUUGCAUGUAAUUUAAUAUUGUAAUUAAUAAAUUUUGUAAAAUAGUCUUGUAAAGUUUUCUAGCUAACGAUAAAAAGAGUUCAAAUUCUAAUUAAUACUAAUUGUUGGAAUUUAUAAUUAAAAAUGUUACUUUUCAAUACAAAUAAAGCUGUGAUCUCUC
This is a messenger RNA of Photinus pyralis (common eastern firefly), 2927 nucleotides long. Its product is annotated as rab5 GDP/GTP exchange factor-like. Lineage: Eukaryota; Metazoa; Arthropoda; Insecta; Coleoptera; Lampyridae. Bases 651 to 2759 code for a protein of 702 amino acids. Gene Ontology annotation, biological process: vesicle-mediated transport. The transcript is spliced from 7 exons. Gene Ontology annotation, molecular function: small GTPase binding; guanyl-nucleotide exchange factor activity; zinc ion binding. The record is from RefSeq and is a predicted model, not a curated record. Gene Ontology annotation, cellular component: endocytic vesicle; cytosol.